AUGGCGCGAUCCAUUGAGCUACAGAGUACUGCAGAUGUGUAUUACAACCUCGGUACAUAUCAUCGUCCAAUUAGCACCACCGUGAGCGAUGCACAGCUGUGGUUUGACCGUGGAUUGCAGUGGUCCUACUCGUUCAACCACGAAGAAGGCGCACGAUGUUUCAAAGCAGCAGCAGAUUCUGAUCCCAACUGCGCCAUGGCCUAUUGGGGAUUGGCCUAUGCCCUGGGACCUAACUACAACAAAGCUUGGAGCCGAUUCGACCAGGGAGAUUUGGACGAGACCGUCAAGGCCGCAAGAGUCGCAUUGAAGAUUGCCCAAGAAAUAUCACAAAAUUCAAAGAAAUCACCCGUCGAACACGCCUUAAUCAAAGCCCUGACCGCCAGGUUCCCAGUUGAAGGGUCACCACUUGAUUUGAAUGCACUAAACCAUGCCUAUGUCAACGAGAUGCGUUUGGUCUACACCCUCAGCCCCGAAGACCCAGAUGUCGUUGCUCUUUUCACUGAAGCUCUCAUGUGUACACGACCUCGAGACCUGUGGGAUGUCCAAACAGGUAAACCGGCCGAAUGCACCAUCGAGGCUCGUCAGGCCUUGGAACUUGCAAUGGCUCAGAACGGCGGCAUGGAGCACCCGGCUUUCUGUCACCUUUACAUUCACUUAAUGGAGAUGUCUCCGUUCCCCGAAAUUGCUAUAAAGGCCGCCGAUAGCCUCCGUCGCCUCGUGCCCGACGGCUCUCAUCUUCUCCAUAUGGCCAGCCACAUCGACAUUGCCUGCGGCGAUUAUAGCCGUGCAAUGAUGGCCAAUGAUGCCGCUAUUCAUGCAGAUAACAGGUUCUUUGCGCGCCAACACAGUUCCGUUCUCUACACGAUGUAUCGGGCGCAUAACGCCUAUGCCAAGGCAUAUGCUGCUAUUAUGUUGGGAAAUUUCACCGAGGCUCUUUCAGCUGCCACGAUGGUUGGCCGAAUCUUGACUCCAACUUCAUUGUCAGUUACCAGUCCCCCUGUAGCUGAUUGGGCUGAGAGCUAUUUGGGCGUCUUGCCGCAUGUGCUGGUUCGAUUUGGCCGCUGGGAUGAUAUCCUCCAGCUGGAGCUUCCGGAAGAUAAGACGCUGUUUUGCUCAACCGUCGCAAUGAUAUAUUAUGCAAAAGGGAUAGCAUUGAGUGUGCUCGGUAAGAUCGAAGAAGCACAGCGUAUGCUGCUACAAUUCAGAGCUGCGCAUGCCGCUGUCCCUGCGUCUCGACUGGGCAGUCUUCCAAGUCGCGAGAUUGAUGUUCUACAGGUUGCUGCAGUUAUGCUUCAAGGGGAGCUCGAGUAUCGUAAAGGAGACUAUGUGCUAGCUUUCUCCAGCCUCAGAGAAGCGGUUGAAUUGGAGGAUGCUCUUCCAUACGGUGAUCCACCUGCAUGGAUCCAACCGUCGCGUCACGCUCUUGGAGCACUGUUGUUAGAACAGAAUUAUGUUGAUGAGGCUGAGCUGGUCUUUAGGGAAGAUCUUGGCUAUCAACCAGGAUUUCCUCGUCGCCGGGCACGGCUAAACAAUGUAUGGGGCUUGCACGGGUUGUAUGAGUGCUUUGUGAGAUCCGGGAAAAAAUCCGAAGCUCUCUUCAUUCGCACGCAGCGAGAUGUUGCCAUGGCAAGUGCAGACAUAUCUCUUAAUGCCUCAUGCUUUUGUCGACUUUCCAACUCUGUCAAUGAGGAGAGAUGCUGCUAA
This is a messenger RNA of Penicillium coprophilum, 1704 nucleotides long. Its product is annotated as tetratricopeptide repeat protein. Bases 1 to 1704 code for a protein of 567 amino acids. Gene Ontology annotation, molecular function: protein binding. The transcript has 2 exons. The record is from RefSeq and is a predicted model, not a curated record. Lineage: Eukaryota; Fungi; Ascomycota; Eurotiomycetes; Eurotiales; Aspergillaceae. Gene Ontology annotation, cellular component: intracellular anatomical structure.